AUGGAUGAAGAUGAGAAAGACAGAGCAAAGAGAGCUUCCCGAAACAAGUCUGAGAAGAAGCGUCGGGACCAGUUCAAUGUCCUCAUCAAAGAGCUCAGCUCCAUGCUGCCUGGCAACACGAGGAAGAUGGACAAGACCACCGUGCUGGAGAAGGUCAUUGGGUUCUUGCAGAAACACAAUGAAGUCUCAGCGCAAACGGAAGUCUGUGACAUACAGCCGGACUGGAAGCCUUCGUUCCUCAGUAAUGAAGAAUUCACCCAGCUGAUGCUGGAGGCCUUGGAUGGCUUCAUCAUCGCCGUGACGACAGAUGGCAGCAUCCUCUAUGUUUCUGACAGCAUCACGCCUCUCCUUGGGCACUUACCGUCGGAUGUCAUGGAUCAGAAUUUGUUAAAUUUCCUUCCAGAGCAAGAACACUCAGAAGUCUAUAAAAUGCUCUCUUCCCAUAUGCUUGUGACGGACACCCCUUCCCCAGAAUACUUAAAAUCUGACAACGAUUUAGAGUUUUAUUGCCAUCUUCUCAGAGGCAGCUUGAACCCAAAGGAAUUUCCAACUUAUGAAUACAUAAAAUUUGUAGGAAAUUUUCGCUCCUACAGCAAUGUGCUCAGCCCCCCUUGUAACGGCUUCGAUGGCGCCCUUUCAAGGCCCUGCCGAGUCCCCUUGGGGAAGGAGGUCUGCUUCAUCGCCACCGUUCGCCUGGCCACACCACAGUUCCUAAAGGAAAUGUGCAUCGUUGACGAACCUUUAGAGGAAUUCACUUCAAGGCAUAGCUUGGAAUGGAAAUUUUUAUUUCUGGAUCACAGAGCCCCUCCUAUCAUAGGAUACCUGCCUUUUGAAGUCCUGGGAACCUCGGGCUAUGACUACUACCACGUGGACGACCUGGAGCUCCUAGCCAGGUGCCACCAGCACCUGAUGCAGUUUGGCAAAGGGAAGUCUUGCUGCUACAGGUUUCUGACCAAAGGCCAGCAGUGGAUUUGGCUCCAGACCCACUACUACAUCACCUACCACCAGUGGAACUCCAAGCCCGAGUUCAUCGUGUGCACACACUCGGUGGUCAGUUACGCCGAGGUCCGGGUGGAGAGGAGGCAGGAAUUGGCGCUGGAGGACCCGCUGCUGGAGACCGUCCACCCUUCGGCACUGAAGGACAAGGGCUCCAGCCUGGAACCUCAGCAGCACUUUAAUGCACUUGACCUGGGCACCUCAGGCCUUAACACCAGUCAUUCACCAUCGGCCUCCUCACGAAGUUCCCACAAAUCCUCGCGCACAGCCAUGUCAGAGCCCACCUCCACUCCAAGCAAGCUGAGGGCAGAGGCCAGCACCCCAGCUUUGCCCAGAUCGGCCCAAGAGCUCCCAGUGCCAGGACUCAGCCAGGCAGCCGCGAUGCCGGCCCCCCUGCCAGCCCCGGCGUCCUGUGACCUUACACAGCAGCUCCUGCCUCAGACCAUCUUGCAGAGCCCACCUGCCCCAGUGUCACAGUUUUCAGCACAGCUCAGCAUGUUCCAGACCAUCAAAGACCAGCUGGAGCAGCGGACACGCAUCCUGCAAGCCAACAUCCGGUGGCAGCAGGAAGAACUGCACAAGAUCCAGGAGCAGCUCUGCCUGGUUCAGGACUCCAACGUGCAGAUGUUUCUGCAGCAGCCAGAUGGAUCCCUGAGCUUCAGCAGUGCCCAGCGGUCGGAGACUCAGCAGCAGCUUCAGCAGAGGUCUGGCCCAGGUCCCCAGCUUGUGGCCAGCCCACAGCUUCCAGGGCAGAUAGCCUCUGCCCAGGUCACGAACCAGCACCUGCUAAGAGAAUCGAGUGUGAUAUCGACCCAGGGUCCAAAGCCAUUGAGAAGCUCACAGAUGAUUCAGGGGAGCAGCCUGACACCCCAGUUUAGCAGCACCACCCCUGCGCUCCCGUCGGCUCUGAGCCUGACCACGCCAGCUUCCGCCUCCCAGGAGGCCCCCCAGGGCCAACCCAGCCCGGACUUCAGCCAUGACCGGCAGCUCAGGCUACUGCUGAGCCAGCCCAUCCAGCCCAUGAUGCCCGGAUCCUGUGAUGCGAGGCAGCCUUCAGAGGUCGGGAGGACCGGCCGGCAAGUCAAGUAUCCGCAGAGCCAGGCCGUGUUUCAGAACCCGGAUGUGCAUACCACCAGCGGCGCCUCCACCCCUGUCCUGCUGAUGGGGCUGCACCCCAGCUUCCCCACCUCCCAGCCGUCACCCCUGAAGCCUGCACAGGCCCAGCCACAGCCUCCGCACUUUCUUCAGGUGCAGGUGCCAACCUCUCUGCACAGUGAGCAACAGGACUCCCUCCUUCUCUCCACCUACUCGCAACAGCCAGGGACCCUGGGCUACCCAACGCCGGGGCCCGCGCGCCCAGCCCGAAGGGUCAGCAGCCUGUCUGAGUCCUCAGGCCUCCAGCAGCCGCCCCGGUAG
Messenger RNA from Rangifer tarandus platyrhynchus (Svalbard reindeer), 2412 nucleotides. The record is from the annotation of a GenBank genome assembly. NCBI's taxonomy places the organism in Eukaryota, Metazoa, Chordata, Mammalia, Artiodactyla, Cervidae.